AUGGAACUGGAGGGUUCAGACGACUCGAGGGGAUCAACUGCUGAGGCUGAGAUUCCAGCUCCUCAACAAAAGAGGGGGGGUGGCCGGAAGCCCCUAUCUGCCGAGGAACGCAAAAAACGCAAUCGUCAGGUACAGGCUGCUUUCAAAAAACGUCGGACAGAGUACAUAAAACAACUUGAGGAAACCAUUCGAGUUCAUGAAACCAGCCUUCAUAAUUUACAAACUGCCCAUCGGGGUGUUAUGGAUGAAUGCCUCAUAUUGAGAUACAAGAUGUCUCUCCUCGAAAGGAUCCUGUUGGAGAAAGGUAUCGAUGUCCAAGCUGAAUUGCAACGAAAAACCGGUCCACGAGUUGACAUGGCACAUAUGCCAGCAUUACAAACGCCAACGUCAAGCGCCAUCGUCAAGAUAGAUCCAGAGUCGCCUCAAUCGCGGCCAACGUCAUCCCCCCACACCUCGCCGGCAAUGCCGGGUACUGUAGGCUUCAGUGAUCCUAUGGUGGAAUCGCCUACUGCUUCAAAAUUUCCAGGAAGCCCCAUACUUUGCACUGGUGGAGAAGUGGGGAAAGAAAAGGGAACUGGUGAUACAAAUGCCAUACCUAUAGCUGCCGAAGACUCUCUUCGGAGUCAUUUUAAUCAAUUGGAACUAGAGUAUAAUGAAGGAGCCGACAUGGUCGACAAUGAAGAACUAUCCGAAUCGUAUAGCCUAGGCCCUUACCCUGGACCCCUUUCAAUAACAUGCCUGCAGCAAGAAACCCCUAACCUGCAGCAACCGUUUAUUCUACAGAGCCAAGGUUCGCAGAUGGAUGGCAACUCCCUAGGCAGCUCUGUGAGCCUAUCUCUGGAACUGUAUGAUCCGAUGCCGGACGUGGUUUGGCCUCUCAGCCAGCAUGCAGCUCCCGAUGCCAUUUUCCUAUGA
Messenger RNA from Hyaloscypha bicolor E, 915 nucleotides. RefSeq lists its product as uncharacterized. Gene Ontology annotation, cellular component: RNA polymerase II transcription regulator complex. The record is from RefSeq and is a predicted model, not a curated record. Gene Ontology annotation, molecular function: DNA-binding transcription activator activity, RNA polymerase II-specific; transcription cis-regulatory region binding. The transcript has 4 exons. Bases 1 to 915 code for a protein of 304 amino acids. NCBI's taxonomy places the organism in Eukaryota, Fungi, Ascomycota, Leotiomycetes, Helotiales, Hyaloscyphaceae.